CUACAGCUGUCAAUGUUUGGGACCCCGAGCGUAGUUUAAUAGAGCGCUAGAGCUGAAAAAGUUAGCCGAGGCAGUAAAAUUAUUUGUUUAAAGAUUUAACUGUCACGAAUUUGGAGUAAUGCGGACAACUGAAAGAAAGUGAAAAGCUAGCUGCCAUGACUGUAGUUAUUGGAUUUGAAGGCAGUGCCAAUAAGAUCGGCAUAGGAAUCAUCAGGGAUGGUGAAGUGCUUUCCAACCCUAGACGGACCUACAUAACCCCACCUGGUCAAGGGUUCAUGCCGAGUGACACCGCCAGGCACCACCGUGCUGUCAUACUGACCGUCCUGAAGGAGGCGCUGGAGCAAGCAGGGCUGAAGCCUGCGGACAUCGACUGUGUGGCGUACACCAAAGGUCCUGGUAUGGGUGCCCCCUUGGUAACAGUGGCUCUGGUGGCUCGCACAGUCGCACAGCUUUGGGGGAAGCCGCUCCUCGGUGUCAACCACUGCAUCGGACACAUUGAGAUGGGCCGACUCAUCACAAAAGCCGACAACCCCACCGUGCUUUAUGUUAGUGGAGGGAACACACAGGUUAUUGCAUACUCGGAGCAGCGGUACAGAAUAUUUGGGGAGACCAUUGACAUCGCGGUUGGCAACUGUUUGGACAGAUUCGCCAGAGUUAUAAAGAUUUCCAAUGACCCCAGUCCAGGCUACAACAUAGAGCAGAUGGCCAAAAAAGGGAGUCAGUACGUGGAGCUGCCAUAUACAGUAAAAGGAAUGGAUGUCUCAUUUUCUGGGAUUCUGUCCUACAUUGAGGAAGUGUCUCAUAAGAUGCUGAGCUCUGGUCAGUGUUCAGCAGAGGACCUGUGCUUUUCCCUGCAGGAGACCGUGUUCUCCAUGCUGGUGGAGAUCACUGAGAGGGCCAUGGCUCACUGCGGCUCCCAAGAGGUCCUCAUCGUCGGGGGUGUCGGCUGUAACCUGCGUCUGCAGGAGAUGAUGGGGGUGAUGUGUAAGGAGAGAGGAGCCAAGCUGUUUGCCACAGAUGAACGAUUCUGCAUAGACAACGGCGCAAUGAUUGCUCAAGCCGGCUGGGAGAUGUUUAGGUCAGGUCAGGUGACGGAGCUGGAAGACUCGUGGAUUACACAAAGGUACAGAACAGAUGAGGUGGCGGUGACGUGGAGAGCCUGAGUGACGUUGUUGCAGCAGGUCUGUUAUGACAGGUGGUACCAGAACUCCUGGCUUCUGCAGACACUUGAAUUCUGGGAAAGUUAAGCAUUUUGCUUAAGAGGCCCAGAUUAUGUUUUUUUUUUCCUCCAACAUUUCAUUAACAUAAUCCAUUUGUCUGUACUUCUACAUGUAAAGGCUUGAAUACAGCUUUUCUCCAUAAAACUAUCUGGCUGUAUUAAUUUGGUGACAGUGAUAAACAAGUUUACAGUGUGUUCAGUUAAACUGCUUUUUAUCCGUUAUCAUGCACUUAUGUUGAGGGGAACAGAAAUGUGAUUUUGAACUUUCAGCCUGUACAGUUGUAAAUCUGAACUUUAAAUAAUAAAAGAUGGAACUUA
This is a messenger RNA of Micropterus dolomieu (smallmouth bass), 1537 nucleotides long. RefSeq names its product O-sialoglycoprotein endopeptidase. Bases 156 to 1163 code for a protein of 335 amino acids. Gene Ontology annotation, biological process: tRNA threonylcarbamoyladenosine modification. NCBI's taxonomy places the organism in Eukaryota, Metazoa, Chordata, Actinopteri, Centrarchiformes, Centrarchidae. The record is from RefSeq and is a predicted model, not a curated record. The transcript is spliced from 12 exons. Gene Ontology annotation, cellular component: EKC/KEOPS complex; cytoplasm.